AUGGCCGAGCGGCUGUCGGAGGAGAAGAUCGCGGAGUUCAGGGAGGCCUUUUCCCUCUUCGACCGCGACGGCGACGGCUCCAUCAGCACGCGGGAACUGGGCACGGUCAUGCGCUCGCUGGGCCAGAACCCCAGCGAGGCCGAGCUGCGAGACAUGGUGGGCGAGGUGGACGCCGACGGCAGCGGCACCGUGGACUUCGCGGAGUUCCUGUCGCUCAUGGCCCGGAGGACGCGGGACGCGGACGGCGAGGAGGAGAUCCGGGAGGCCUUCCGGGUGUUCGACAAGGACGGCAACGGCUACAUCAGCGCGGCCGAGCUGCGCCACGUCAUGACCAACCUGGGCGAGAAGCUGACGGACGAGGAGGUGGACGAGAUGAUCAGGGAGGCCGACUGCAACAACGACGGCCAGGUCAACUACGAGGAGUUCGUGAGGAUGAUGACGGAGAAGUGA
Molecule: messenger RNA, 450 nt
Organism: Empidonax traillii (willow flycatcher)
Lineage: Eukaryota; Metazoa; Chordata; Aves; Passeriformes; Tyrannidae
Product: calmodulin, striated muscle
Exons: 1
Coding region: 1-450 (149 amino acids)
Molecular function (GO): calcium ion binding; enzyme regulator activity
Source: RefSeq, a predicted model, not a curated record